Manis javanica (Malayan pangolin) is the source of this 978-nucleotide messenger RNA. It is a transcript of the gene CCDC54, whose product is annotated as coiled-coil domain containing 54. The record is from RefSeq and is a predicted model, not a curated record. NCBI's taxonomy places the organism in Eukaryota, Metazoa, Chordata, Mammalia, Pholidota, Manidae.
AUGUACAAACUUCAGACCAAAAGGGCAAAAGCUACUGCUAGGUAGAUGUGGACUUCAAAUCUAUCCAAGAUCAGACAAUCUCUUAAAAAUGCUUACAGUAAAUGUAAAAACCAGUACCCAGAUUCGACUAGAUAUCCAACUAUGACUUCCUAUGGUUGUGAUCAAGAUGAUGUUAGUACUGGUAAAGAAAUUAAUAUUAGUAUAAUAUUCCAGGAUAUUAAAACUGCCCAAACUGAACUCCUUAGCCAAAUGACUGAUCUUGUCAGUCAGUUAUCAAAAAUCCAGGAAAUGAUUGACUUUUAUCAGAAACAGAUGGAGGUACUGGAAAGCAGAGUGAAUGCUAGUGAAGACCUACAAGGCAUAUUAACCAAAGAUAACUUCUCUUUGAAAGAAGACACUGAUACUUUAAAGAAGAAAGUGACAGAACUGGAAAACCAGAAAUUUUGCUCCAGCAUACAGCAUUUGGAGGAAAAAAAUGGUAAAGAGAUGAGAGAACUUCUUCAUAACCUCAUACAGCCAGAAACUUUGAGGAACACCCUGGCCUCUACAGACUGUGAAAUUUCUUUACCAGAACCACAGAAAGUGCCCAGUUGUCCCAAGCCCACCGAUCAUCUUGAGGAAAAAACAAUUUCUCCUAAAAUUAAAACUCUGAAGAAAAGUAACCACCAAAAUGCAUUAAGAAACUUUAAAAAAUAAAAGUAAAAUAUCUAUAUUUACCCAGACUUUAAAUACAUGGGUCAAACUUAACUUUUUGUCCAUGGAGGAAAGUAGAUUUUCCUCAGUACUAUCAAUUUAGAAGAAUUCAUCCAGUGGCUUCUUUCUAGGCCAAACAUCCUCCCUGAGGAACCACAACUCAUAACCCGGAGAUAUUGUCCUUUCACCAGACUUAUUGAGAGCAUGACAACUAUCUGUCUCUCUGUUUUCAACUAUACUUACUGUCUUUUUGGUUCCUCAAAAGAGGAAGUAACUCAGCUGUAA